CUCGCUCCUGCGACUGUCGUGCCCGUCGCCCCUGGCUCCACGGUUACUCUUCUCACUCCACCUGUCAAUGGUGGCUUCUCUAUCACUAUUCCCAAAGGGUUCGCUGGCCAGACCUAUGUUGUCUUGACCACUUGUAAUGAGAGUGUCUCUGAUGACACCACUGCUGCUGGUCCUGCCAUUCUUCAGAUCUCAAACUGA
Messenger RNA from Trichoderma harzianum CBS 226.95, 198 nucleotides. RefSeq lists its product as hypothetical. NCBI's taxonomy places the organism in Eukaryota, Fungi, Ascomycota, Sordariomycetes, Hypocreales, Hypocreaceae. The transcript is spliced from 3 exons. The annotation marks the transcript as partial. The record is from RefSeq and is a predicted model, not a curated record.